AUGGGCACCCAUAGCAAGCUCCAACAGAAGAUUCGCCGUGGCUUCCAGGACUUCCAACAUGCCUUUUCCAGCAGGCAGGCUUUUGUGAAAUACAUCGAGACGAAGCCCGAUGCUUCCAGCACUGCAACCGGUUCCCGCAACCAUUGGACGAACGAAGACCUCGACGUCAGCCCCCAGAGCCAUCACACAUGGGGUUGGUAUGACUAUGCCGCCUUCUGGUGGUCUUAUGGUUUCUCACCAGGCUGCUGGUAUCUUGGGGCCGCGUUGCUUGCCAUCGGACUGACUCCAGGGCAAGCAUUGGGAUGUCUGUUCCUGGGAUUCUGCUUUGGCUCUUUGGGGAUCGUCAUGCAUUCCAGAGCCGCAGCCGUCUACCACUUCGGCUUCCCUGUCGAGACGCGGAUCGUUUGGGGUCUUCGUGGCGCAUAUUUUCCGAUCUUGAUCCGUGCCCUUUGUGCGCUCAUCUGGGCCGGCGUCACCAUCGCGCAAGGUGGCUAUUUCACUGCGGUCGUGCUGCGAUGUAUCUUUGGCAACAGUUAUUGGCACCUACCUAACCACAUACCAAAGAGCUCCAACAUCACCGUACAACAGCUCAUAGGAAUGAUUGUCUAUUGGGUCAUGACAUGUUGGACACUCAAUGUACCGAUUCCCAAACUCCGGAGAGCAUACGAGAUUCAGAUGCUCGUUCUUCCUGCUGUGAUCAUUGGUCUUUUCGCCUUUUGCAUGGUGACCGGACGAGGCCAUCCACACAAGGAUCUGUACGAUGUUGAACACAAGCACGGAGCGGCGCUGUCGUGGGCAUUGCUUUCCGCCGUCAACUCGGGGCUGGCCAAAACAACAACCCUCAUGGUAAACCAACCUGAUAUUGCCCGCUAUGCUCGCAGCAAGAUGGCCCCGGUCUGGUCGCAGCUCGUUAUGUUCCCUGUGGCAAGUACUGUUUGCGCAGCCAUGGGUAUAUACGCCACCCAGAGCAUCUACAAUGCAUGGGGCAAUAUUGACUGGAAUCCAUGGGACCUGAAUCAUGACAUGCUCGACCACAGUUUCAGCCACGGUCGCCGAGCCGGCAUCGCGAUCAUCAACCUUGCUUUUAUCUUCGGAAACGCCCUUACCGAGCUUGGAGCGAAUGUCAUCCCGUUCGGGGCGGACUUUAUGUCAUUGUUUCCGAGAUGGCUCAACAUCAAACGAGGCAUGUGGUUAUGCUAUAUCCUCGGGGUGUGUAUUUGCCCAUGGCAGAUCUUGGCGACAGCAACAGCUUUCCUUGAGUUCUUGAAUGGGUAUAGUAUCUUCUUGGGACCUUUCCUUGGAAUGGCCUUGACGGAUUACCUUGUGGUUCGCAAAGGAAAUGUCUUCGUCCGAGAGCUGUACCAAGUGAAUGGCAGGUACUGGUACUUUCACGGCGUGUCGUGGAGGCCGAUUGUAACAUGGCUUUUCUCUGUCGCUUUCAUGCUCCCUGGGUUUGCCGAAACAUUUGGCAGGCAAAUUGCAAAUGGCGAGGGAUGGACGCACCUCUACGCUUUCAGUUGGUUCUACACGUGCACCAUCAGCAGUGUCGUCUACUUUGCCUUGUCGUUUAUCGGGAAGUACGGUAGUGAGGAGAGAAGUAUGCCAUUUGAGAGCCUCGCAAGGUCUGAUCGCGUUGAGGAGGUGCAAACAGUCGAAGGACAGAGCGACGUAUCAGAGGUUAAUCUCAGCAUUGAACAGAAGAUGAGCUCGCCCGUUUCGAAACAGUCCAUCCUCCACGCCUACCGCCACCUCUAUCGUACCUCCCUUCGCGCAGUCAGAUACGCACGCCCCGCACGCUACGAGAUCCGCGACAUCUUGCGCGAUGCAUUCCGCACCUCAUCGCCCGCACAUUUCAAUCGCCGACGCAUACAGAAUACCCUGAAAUUCCUGGAGAAUGCAAGAAAAUACAAUGGAUUUGAACACAGAAUCUUGAAGAAUUUGCUGCAUUUGCAGUUUUGGAAGGUCAAGGGUUUGGACAAGCACCUGAUCAAGAACUCGAAUACUUUGGAGGCCGUUGAGUCUAGGCGUCAGAUAUGGCAUCAGUAUCGGGCGACGUUGACCAUGUUGAAUGAGAGUUUGGAUAUCUGCCUUACGAUAUGA
Fonsecaea multimorphosa CBS 102226 is the source of this 2100-nucleotide messenger RNA. RefSeq lists its product as uncharacterized. Gene Ontology annotation, molecular function: nucleobase transmembrane transporter activity. Gene Ontology annotation, cellular component: plasma membrane. Bases 1 to 2100 code for a protein of 699 amino acids. The record is from RefSeq and is a predicted model, not a curated record. Lineage: Eukaryota; Fungi; Ascomycota; Eurotiomycetes; Chaetothyriales; Herpotrichiellaceae. Gene Ontology annotation, biological process: nucleobase transport; transmembrane transport. The transcript has 8 exons.